GUGAAGAUCUAACUGAAGUGCUCUUUUGCUUAAGUUACUUGCUUAUAAAUGGUGUAGUGGGUGAUUUCAAAUGAAAUGGCUCAACCAGAUGUUGCUAAAAGCAGAACAAAUUGGUUGGCACAAUUUGGAUUAUAUCGAGACGAUGGAGAGGAGAAAAAACCUUCUAAUAAGUCAUGGAAACCAACUGUAGGACUCUACAUGAUCCUCGGUUGUUCUAUCCUCUUAAUAUUAGCGGUAUUUUUCAUCCUUCAAGAAUUAUUCGCCGAACGGCAAGAGAUCAUAGAAUUCCCAUCUUUCGAUCGCCCAACGAUUUUUCCCACUGAAAGCUCCUUCAAUACCACUGAAGAAUGGACUAAUACCACCGUUGAUCCUAAAAUUGGAGAGAAUAUGACAGAAAUUGUAUCAGAAAAGCUUGUUCAUUCUCCUAGUAAGUUUCUCAAACCUCCUCCGCCACCCAGAGAAACCCAUAGAAGAUCCAUUCAACCUCCUCGACCGUUUGAAUUUGAGCUACAUGAACCCCAUCCAUCAGCUUUCCAGAAGCCAAAUGUUACAGUGAGUCGAGUGAAUAACAUUCAGGACAUUCUUCAGCAACUGCGAGAGCCUCCUGAUCCUGGUUCUUCGAGAAUCAGGAGGGUACAUAUCUCAGGAAUGUAUCGGAGUCCUGUCAGGAUGCACCAUCGUCCUCCCCGAAGAACCACAAUAAUGCCGAUCACUAGAACAACUGAGAGAAAUUUCGAUUUCACUACAAGUGCACCAGAUCCUUUCUUCAACUAUAAACCACAUGCUCCCAGUGAUAUUAAUCUCAUGGCUACAAAGCAAUUCCGUUUUGCGCCAUACCUCUACAAGACAUCUCCUGGAUCCCGAGGGAACCAACAUCCAGCCUUCUACCACUAUGCUACGGAAAGUAGUGGAGACAUUUCCAGCAUCUACCAGGAUCUUAUAACAGCUGACAAGAAUCGAGGAAAACUUGGAGGAAGUCGCGAUGAGAAUCAGAAUAAUCUCAAAAAGCCCUUCAGCCUAAUGUUGGACAUCUAUCCAGUGAAGGAUGAGGAAGAGUAUAAGACUUCACCAAGUUUAACCAGGAAACCCUAUGUGAACGGAUUGGAUACUUCAUCCUACUACAGUACCAUGAACUUCCCGCAAAUUCCACAGAAUCAUCAAACUACUCACAGUGUCUACCACAAUAUGUACUAUAGAGGUCCAUUUGGAACUACUAGGGAUCAUCAUUGGGUUUAUCCUGAUCCUAUCCCUACGGAAGAUACCAUCAACAAGCCCAGUCAGAUGAUUGUGCACCUCAAUCUCUAUCCGAAGAAUAAGAAAAGAUUGGGCAGAAUUGAUUCAGCAGCUGAUAAGAGAGCAUCUUCUAAUGAAGAGAAUACACCUAAAGACACAUUCCAGCCCAUCAGGCCAAAGGUCUUCUACAACUCACGACCCCUCGAUGAACAGGAAGACCCAGACUUAGGUAUAGGGACUGCUGUAGAGAUUCCCAAAACUAUCACCCCAUACUCCAGCACUACCAUUUACUAUCCAAACUCUACGUCUUACGUAGAAAUCGUAAGAUCUGUGGAUUUAACUCCAUCUUCAACUCCUUCGCCCUACCCAGGAAAUCGUCCUAUUGUCGUCUAUCCAAAGUCCGAACAUGACAAUCACCCGAAUUAUCUUCAUCCACGUGCAACUCUUCCACCGGAAAUGCCCAAAGAAGACUUCACCUUUACCAGUGUCAGUGACGAAAGCAAAGUACACAAUUCCCAGCAGCCCGACAAUCCUAUGGUAGUCAGGGCACAUGGAGCCAAUAAAAUUCACGAUCCGAGGUUUAAUGAAGGGUUCAACCCUUCAGAGCAGUUUGAGAAUUUUGAUGUACCACCAAGAGAUCUUAUAAGAUUCGAUUCUAGAGACGCAAUCCAGAUGCAUUAGGAAUGGUCAGUGUAAAAUUCCUUCUCUUCUCGGGCAUUACCUUCCAUAUCCAGCAAUUGUUGUACAAGAAAUGUGUUUUAGGCAAUUAUUAAUAAAGUUUUCAUUUUUAA
Molecule: messenger RNA, 2024 nt
Organism: Phlebotomus papatasi
Lineage: Eukaryota; Metazoa; Arthropoda; Insecta; Diptera; Psychodidae
Exons: 2
Coding region: 76-1914 (612 amino acids)
Source: RefSeq, a predicted model, not a curated record